AUGGCUGAGUUUCGAAAUAACAUGCCGUGCAAGGGCAAGUAUGUUCUGUUCGAAGACCACGAUAAACUGAAAGCCAUGAUGGGAAAUGAUAUCAUGCAGUCAGGGCCGAUGGGGACUGUUGGUGUAGUGAGUUCCGGGCAGACUUUCAUUCCUUCGAAAUGCGUAAAAGACUUUGUUGUCACCUGUUUUGCCCUGUUGAUAGCUGGAAAGGUCGGAAAGGACAUUCCGCCAAUGGAAGGCAUGCGAGUUACCAUGGCUCCUCAUUUAAGACAGCAUGGUAUCGGCACAGUCACAGCAGUGAAUGACACAACGUUUGCUGGGAUGGCGGUGGAAGACAUCAUCUACGGCUCCAACAACUUGUACGUGUCAGAAAUAAACGAGGGCUCCUCCUUCAGGAUACGAGAAAAUCUCAUCGGCCAAUACGAGCUGAUCGAUGAAAGGACCAUCUAUGCAAUCGCGGAGGGACUUCAAGAUGAUCUUGAGAAGGCGGAGCGCAAAAUUGAACAAAUGCGAAAUAUGACAGACUUGUCCAUGCAUGCUGCAGAAGAGAAGGUUCAGAAAGCUGAGAAAACCAUACUGCAGAUGGAGCAAAACGCGAUUCAGCUUCAGAACUCGGUCCGAGACAUGGAGCAACAGGUUGCAGAGAAGGAUCGCGUAAUUCUUGCGCUCCAAUCUGAACUCAGUAGUGCCAAGAAGUUGAAAGAAAUAGUCGAAGUUAGGGCAGAGAGCGAGGCUAAGGCUCGUAGGAAGGCUGAGCAAGAUUCGAUCGAUACUGCGGAGAGGCUACGUGAUAUUGUAUCCAACGCAACCGAAUGGCAGAACAAGUACCACUCCUUGAACUCAGAGUUCUCCGAGUACAAGCUUCAAUAUUCGAACUUCGAAGUCGUGCAGCGCGAUCUCGAGGCUCGCAUUGAGCUGUUGACUCAGAGUAACGGAACACUUACGAAGCACGUCACUGAGUGGCAAAAGAAGUAUGUAAACAGCGACGAUAUUUUGGUAGAAAAUCAGAAACUAGCUGACGGGGUCAAGCAAGCAGAAAGGCUAAUUGAGGAAUGGAAGAACAAGCACAAAGCAUGCGAAAAGGAACUUGCUGAGGCAAGAUCGAGACUGAGUCAAACAGACAUGGCUGCUUUUUCUUCUCGAAUGUGGAAUGAGAAGAUUGAGUCCUGGCAGAAGACGGUUCUCGAUCGUGACUCCAGAAUCAGUCAGCUCGAGCAAUCCAUCAUACGUCUGGAGGCAGAAUGCUCGCGACUCACUCAAGAGAACAGAUUUCUCAAUUCCCAGGCUUCUCAGAAGAUUGUCGACAGGUCUGCUGAUGACAGCCAAGAUCGAUCACCAGGCCAAAACGUGGGCACAGUGGGGCUGGUGCUAGAUAAGGAUGAUGAUGAGAUCUACGUUCUUGACAUCAUUUCUGGUUCUGCUGCAGAAGCUGAUGGACGAAUCAAGGUUGGUGAUGUGGUGCUUGAAAUCAACGGGCGAGCGGCAAAAGACCUUACGGCGAGCUUGUUGCUCCGAGGAGAGGUUGGCAGUGAAUGCAACUUGAAGAUGCAAGGAAGGGAUGGACCGAGCUACUCAAAGGUCAUUACAAGAACUAAAAUCAUGCCAGUAAUCAACGCAGACAUCUCGAUCUCACGUCCUUCUAGUAAGCCCAGUGGGCAGCCUGGACUCUGGCCUGGACUCUGGCCUGAGGCCGCAGUGGACCAGGCCCCCCGGCCCCCCAGGUCGAUUGGCGAAUGA
Molecule: messenger RNA, 1737 nt
Organism: Guillardia theta CCMP2712
Lineage: Eukaryota; Cryptophyceae; Pyrenomonadales; Geminigeraceae
Exons: 12
Coding region: 1-1737 (578 amino acids)
Molecular function (GO): protein binding
Source: RefSeq, a predicted model, not a curated record